AUGGAGAAUCCAGCCAAUGACACGUCGGACAGAUCUGGACCAAAGCCCAAAGGCAUACAAGAUUUGGUUAUCCAGCGUUUCGGAGACCUGGGGCGUAAAUAUAAGGCCAAAGGAACGUAUCUUCAAGAAACUGCCCAGGCUGUUCCUACUCAUGCCGCGGACUCGAAGGAAAUUCUCUACGAUCGGUUGGACUCGACCCUUCUACCUCUCUUGAAGGACCAACUCAUCGCCAUGCUGGGCUUUCUAGAGGCUGCGAAAGUCCAGGAAGAACAGGAUUCGAGCCUUAGGCGCGUGUGCGAAAUUCAAGCGGAACUCGACAACAAUAUGACUCAAAUCAUCUCUACCGUUCAUGUCCUCGCUCCGCGAUUCUCCUCUAGCUCUGAUCGAACCAACGACCAGCAUCUAAAGCAUUUGAAGAGGUAUAGGCUUUGGGAAUACAGAGGGAGUAUUUUCAGCGCAUUUUUUAGGAUUUGCGAUGUCUUUCAAGUGGCCUCUGAGUACAUCCAACCUACGGACCUCUCGAGAAGCGCUCAAAAAGAUCCGAAAUGGAAGUCAUUGAAGAUUUUGGGGAACGCGCGGUAUCUCAGGUCGAUCAUCACCUCAUCAAUCUCAUCACCCUGA
Messenger RNA from Puccinia triticina, 621 nucleotides. RefSeq lists its product as uncharacterized. The record is from RefSeq and is a predicted model, not a curated record. NCBI's taxonomy places the organism in Eukaryota, Fungi, Basidiomycota, Pucciniomycetes, Pucciniales, Pucciniaceae. The transcript has 3 exons. Bases 1 to 621 code for a protein of 206 amino acids.